CAAAUCAAGUGGUGCAGCAAUGUUCGCAAUGAAAAAUUGGGUCCUCGUUUUCCUAAUUGCAGCUGCACUUUGCAGUGUAAUCAAUUCUGAAUCAAUUUCCAUUUGUGAAGAGGCGCGCAGAACUGAUGCGGAGUGUGGCUCCUAUUGCUAUGCGGUCUCGAAACCUUUGCUGCAGAUGGCACCCUUGUGUCAUAGGAAGGAUCAGGAGAUAUCUGAACUCAAGGAUAAGCUGCAGGAUCUCCAAAGAAAGGUGUCUGCAUUUGAGGCACAGGAAUCGCAUUGUAAAAUAUUUGAUGAGCUUACUUCAUUAAGAAGUGCAGUUGAAUCCAUGGCGAACUCAAGGAGCGUCAAUACUUCGGAUGCCUCUGUUGAGUUAAAAAAAUGUCAAGAUCGCUUAAGUAAUACGAUCGGCUGUCGAAACUCAAGGACAUUACAGCAAACACUCACUGAAACUAGAGAUCGACUAAAGAAGUGUUUGGACAAAGAUGCAAAUACGACGAAGGUUGAAGAGAGUAAAGCAGAAGCAAAACCCGAAUAUCCUAGCAACUAUUUAGGGUCUAAGAACCCUAUUGUUAUCCUUAAGGUUCAAGUUCCGGACAUUGCACCCUUCCGUGUGCGUUGCAACAAUGAAAUUGCAGGUCCCGGCUGGAUGGUUAUUCAGCAGCAAGUGAAGGGUUCCCUUGUCGAUUUUGAACGCAAUUGGGAAACCUAUCGAUCGGGAUUUGGCGACCUUCAUGGCAGCCACUUUAUUGGUCUGGAGAAGCUUUAUCACCUCACAAAAUCACAGCCCCAUGAGCUCUACAUCCAUAUGGUUACAUUUCAGGAAUUUGUAACCCAGGCGUACUACGACAAUUUCCGAGUGGAUAGCGAAGCUGAGGGAUACAGAUUAAUCGACCUGGGCAAGUAUUCCGGGGGCGCUGGUGAUGCGGGGGAUGCAUUAUCCUUCAACAACAACCAGAAGUUCUCUACACUGGAUAGGGACAACGAUAGCUACGAUCGUGUUCACUGCGCCCGCGAGUAUAAAAGUGGGUGGUGGCACAAUAAUUGCACUGAAAGUAAUCUCAAUGGAAUUUACAUGAGAACAGAUGAAGCUAGUAGAUGGGGCAUUUGGUGGAGACCUUGGCAGAGAUACACCCCUUUUAAGGCGGUGCACAUGCUUAUUAGACCCAAGCUGUAGCUCCUUAAGAAUUACAAUUGUAUUUCUUUAUAUUACAUCUUGAAAGUGCAUUUCUUCACAAUAAAUUAAUGUAAGAAGCGGUCGAUCUGCAAGUG
Molecule: messenger RNA, 1272 nt
Organism: Drosophila albomicans
Lineage: Eukaryota; Metazoa; Arthropoda; Insecta; Diptera; Drosophilidae
Product: angiopoietin-related protein 7-like
Exons: 3
Coding region: 20-1177 (385 amino acids)
Source: RefSeq, a predicted model, not a curated record